GGUCUCCCGGUCCGCCAUUUUCAUGGCCGGUAAAUAGGCGCACUUUCUGGUAUUCCAUCUUUCAUUCCCAGUAAAACCCUGAACCCUACUCCUCCUAUAGCAUUGGAAAAUGUUCUCUCCGGGAACGAGGAAAGCUAACUUCACGGCAAGGAAGAGCGGCCGCGAAAGGUCAGCUGCCGAUUCGCCGGUGACGCCUCUGGUCGAGAGCCGGAGGUCUCACCUUGGUAACGAUGUUCUUAAUCGCCCUAGCACCGGCACUCCUGCUCCAUGGGCUUCUCGUCUUUCUGUUCUCGCCAGAAUUCCUCCUACAAAGAAAAGUGAUAAGGAGAAUGAGGCCGAUCAAGUGAAGCCUGUAUUUGUUGGAGAAUUUCCCCAACUCUUACGUGAUGAACAAGCUGCUGUGCUUCAAAGCCGUGCUUCUGGCAAAGCAGCACACUCUGGUGGAAUGGAUAAGGAAACUCAGCUGGCUUGGAUUAUCUGUGGAAGCAAACUCUUUAUUUGGAGUUACUUAGCUUCAGCUGCUUCUAAGAACUGUGUUGUCCUCAAACUCCCUUCUACCGGAAAUGAUGAUAAAGGGCAUUCUCAUAGUUCUGAUAAAUGGUUAGUCAGUGUUGUCAAUUGGAAUAGCAAGCAAGAUACAAAUGAAGUUGUUCCACAUUGCUGUUCAGUUGGUGUUAUUGCAUGUGAUAAAAAAAGUCGAACUCUUUUAUACUGGUCAGACAUAUUCUCUGAUGCUGUGACUCAGCCAAUUGUUAGUUAUGAUGAUCAUGAGGAUGUGGGAGUGACUCUCUCUCCUGUAUAUACUAAUGCCACGUCAUAUAACCUGAAGAAGACAAAUAAGCAUAGCGGCAGUUCAACAUUAAGCACCAUAAAUUCUUUGAUUUCUUCUGCUAUACCAGAGGGCCGUCAAAAUCGUGCAUGUGUUGCCCUUGCUUGCAGCUCUAGUGGUGAGCUUUGGCAAUAUCUAUGCAGCUCUACUGGUGUCCAACGCAAAAGGAUUUAUCAGAAUAUAUCUCAAGAAGAAGAUGGUGGCUACUUUGUUGGAGGCCAGGGGUAUCCAAGGUCAUUGGUCUGGCAUUUUCUGCCGCGUUCUGAUAAACCUAACAAACAAUUUCUUUUGUUAACAGACCGUGAAAUUCAGUGCUUUUCAAUUGAACCUUCUCCCAAUCAUAUGGUCUCAAAGAUCUGGUCUCAUGAAAUAAUUGGUACUGACAGUGAUCUGGGAAUCCAGAAGGAUUUGGCUGGCCAGAAGCGUAUAUGGCCUCUUGAUUUGCAAGUUGAUAAUGAGGGAAAGGUUAUUACCAUUCUUAUCGCAAUCUUUUGCAAGGACCGGGUUAACAGUUCAAGUUACACUGAAUAUUCGCUACUAACAAUGCAAUUUAAAUCUGGAUUAAUUGAGAAGAACCAGAAACAUCAGGAGUUUCUUCAGUUCCUUGCUCUAUCUAAGUGUCACGAGGAAUUAUGUUAUGUACAGAGACACUCGUUGCAAAUUAUCAUGGAACAUGGGGAAAAGCUUGCUGCCAUGAUCCAACUGAGGGAGCUCCAAAGUAAAGUUAGUCAGAACCAUGGAACUGAGUCCGGCUCUCAUUUGCAUUCGGAAAUGCAAUUCUCUAGUGCUCUUUGGGAUCUUAUUCAGUUAGUUGGUGAAAGAGCUCGCAGAAGAACUGUUCUUUUGAUGGACAGAGACAAUGCUGAAGUAUUUUACAGUAAAGUAUCAGAUCUUGAAGAACUAUUCCAUUGCCUUGAGAGACAGUUUGAUUAUGUUGUUCACGAGGACAUGCCAGUUUCUGUUCAGAUCCAAAGAGUUUGUGAACUUUCUAAUGCAUGUGUGAUACUAUUUCGCACUGCCAUGAAUUACAGAAAUGAGCAGCACAUAUGGUAUCCUUCACCUGAGGGCUUGAUGCCAUGGACUUCUCAAGAAAAAGUACGUAACGGGCUUUGGAAGAUUGCAUCUUUCAUGCUUCAAUUGUCUAAGCAAAAAUAUCCAGUUGAUGAUGCUAUAAAAUGGAACUAUUAUUCAUACCUCGAAGGACUCUCCGAUGUUUUAUUAGAGUCAUAUUCUGGUGCAAUCACAGCAAGGAAUGGAUAUGGAGGACAUAAAGGUUUAUUGGAUGAGUUUUCAGGCAGGAAAGAUGCACUCCUGGAUAGCCUUUAUCAGCAAGUGAAAGACUUCGUUGAAGUGAACACCCAGGAUUCAGAACAGGACUUUACGCACGAACACGAGGAACUGUUUAGAAAGCUUUCGUCAGGCUUAUUUUCUAUUGCUAAAAGACACGAAGGCUAUCAAACUCUAUGGAAUAUUUGCACAGAUCUCAAUGAUUUAAACCUUCUUGGGACUCUUAUGCACGAGAGUAUGGGACGUACAGGGGGGUUUUGUUACUUUGUCUUCCAACGGAUGUAUGAAAACAAACAGUUUUCUAAGCUUAUGAGAUUUGGGGAGGAGUUUCAGGAAGAGCUAACAAUUUUUCUUAAGCGACACCACGAUCUCCUUUGGCUUCAUGAAGUGUUUCUCCAUGAGUUUUCUUCUGCUACAGAAACCCUACAUGUCUUGGCACUUUCCCAAGAUGAUGAUCGAAUUUCAGAUAUGGAGGCCUCUUACGCCUCAGACAAGAGAACCUCAUUGUCAGAUAGAAAGCGUUUUUUAAAUCUCUCAAAGAUAGCAGCUAUGGCAGGAAGGGAUGCAAAUUUUGAAACAAAGGUAAAGAGAAUUGACGCUGACCUGAAAAUUCUAAACUCACAGGAAGAAAUACUUAGAGUGCUUCCCGAAAACGAAAUGCAAAACAUAGGGCCAAACCAGCAGCUUCUUUCGCCAAGACAUCUAAUAGAACUGUGCCUCAAGAGUCAAACAAGGGAGCUUUCAUUGAUAGCUUUUGAUGUGUUUGCAUGGACAAGCCUCUCCUUUCUCAAAUCCAACGCGAGCCUGUUGGAAGAGUGCUGGAGAAAUGCUUUGACUCAGGAUGACUGGGAGAAGCUACACCAAGCUUCCAUAGCCGAGGGUUGGGGCGACGAGGAGAGCCUAUCCAUUCUGCAAGACACAGUUCUCUUCCAGGCUUCAGCUAGGUGUUACGGGCCCCACGCGGAGACAUUUGAGGGCAGUUUCAGUCAAGUGCUUCCACUCAGGCAAGAAGAAAGCUCCGAGCUCCAAAACCCCAACGGAGUGGCUCCUUCAUCCUCUGUAGAAUCCAUACUGAUGCAGCACCACGAUUUCCCCGAUGCGGGCAGGUUAAUGCUGACCGCUGUCAUGCUGGGCAGUGUCGUAGAUGAUGAGAAAUCGACACGGGACCCUUCUUCUCAGAUGGCGUGAUGAUUGAUGAGCACGCGACUUUUAUUUGUAUUGUUUUUUCCCUCAUAGUUGGUUUUGUAGAACUUAUUUGUGUUGAUGAUUAUAUUUUGGGGAGAGUUUGAAUUGAUCUUGUAUGGGACAGCCUGAAAAUAGAGAAUUAGAGCAAAACUUUCUUGACCUCUAGCCACCACAAUCAAACUGCCCAGUUCCA
Molecule: messenger RNA, 3494 nt
Organism: Cuscuta campestris
Lineage: Eukaryota; Viridiplantae; Streptophyta; Magnoliopsida; Solanales; Convolvulaceae
Source: the annotation of a GenBank genome assembly